Messenger RNA from Benincasa hispida (wax gourd), 1887 nucleotides. RefSeq names its product phloem protein 2-A15 (gene PP2-A15). Gene Ontology annotation, molecular function: protein binding. The record is from RefSeq and is a predicted model, not a curated record. Lineage: Eukaryota; Viridiplantae; Streptophyta; Magnoliopsida; Cucurbitales; Cucurbitaceae.
UUUAUAACCUACCAAGGAGAUGAUCAGAUCAAAGUCUUCCACCUGCUCUCAUCUACGAUCCAUAAUCCCUCGGUGAGGCUUCGAAGUCCUUUAAUGGCUGAAAAUUUAAAAAAAAAAAAAAACCCAAAUCCAAAUCAUCCCAACUUGUAAUUCCAACGACCCACCACUCGCCAUUUCCCUCUUCUCUGUUCUCAAUAUCUCGCGGUCCAUUUUAUUUUCCAACCCAUCUGGGCUUAGCCCUUCUUCUUCGAUUUGGUGCAUUUUCAUAGCCUAAAUCCGACGCGUCGUUUCCUUUCUCACCGUUACUUUUCUUGUAGUUCGCUACUCGCUACCCCUUUUGGUUUUUGCCCCCAUUUGCCUUUCCCCCACCCACUUCCUGUCCGGAAAAGGCAAAAGUUCUCUUGAGAAAUUGUAUUUAUUUGUGGGUUUUCAUCGAAAUCCGUGUCUGAGUUUGAAAUUUGGUUGCUCAAACUGCCGGACGAGGCACGCGGUUUUGUGAUUAAACCAAUCUUCAAGAUUUUUUUUUUUUUUUUUUUUUUUUUUUUUUUUUUUUUUUUCCGCCGGUGAUGUAGAUGACCUGAAGAAAUUGUGGGAAAUUUCGAGGUUCUGAUUUGGGUCUUUGCCGUCGGCGGCGAUGGGGGCCUCGCUUUCGAACUUGGGUGAAGCUGUUAAUGGCUCCACCAUCGGUCCUGGCCUCGGAGACAUACCAGAGAAUUGUGUCGCACGUGUUUUUCUUCACCUUACUCCGCCAGAGAUUUGCAACCUUGCACGGCUUAACAGAGCGUUUCGCGGCGCCGCCUCGUCGGAUGCUGUUUGGGAAUCAAAAUUGCCUUCAAAUUAUCAAGAUCUUCUCGAUUUCUUGCCCCCUGAACGGUAUCAAAAUCUGUCAAAAAAAGAUAUAUACGCACUGCUAUCUCGUCCGGUGCCAUUCGAUGGUGGAAAUAAAGAGGUGUGGUUGGACAGAAUCACUGGAAGGAUUUGCAUGGCGAUAUCAGCAAAGGGCAUGGCUAUAACUGGAAUUGAUGAUAGAAGAUACUGGAAUUGGAUUCCUACUGAAGAGUCUCGGUUCAAUGUUGUGGCAUAUCUGCAGCAAAUUUGGUGGUUUGAAGUAGAUGGGAUGGUGAAAUUCCCUUUUCCUGCUGAUAUCUAUACACUGACCUUCAGGCUUCACCUUGGAAGAUUCUACAAGCGGCUUGGCCGACGUGUAUGCAGCUUCGAGCAUACUCACGGUUGGGAUGUAAAGCCUGUACGGUUCGAACUGUCUACUUCUGAUGGACAGCAAGCAACACAUGAAUUCUGUUUAGAUGAGCACGGAUUUAUUGAUGUAAGUGGACACCGCAAGCGGGGGUCUUGGAUAGAAUACAAGGUAGGUGAAUUUUUGGUCAACAAGUCGGGUUCAACCACUGAAAUUAGAUUUUCCAUGAAACAGAUUGACUGCACGCAUUCUAAAGGUGGGCUUUGUGUAGAUUCUGUAUUUAUCAUUCCCAGUGUCUUGAAAGAGCGUAAAAGAUGAGGAAUUCCAAAAAAGUAGUCAACAGUCUUCUUAGUUACCUCAAAAGAUUAUAACAUGAAAAUUUACAGGUUAUACCAUUUUUAGGCUUUUAGCAAUUCGGUCGGGUCGUCUUGGUUUUCCUUGAUAGGUGUGCGUUCUUUCGUUUUUGGUUAUGUACAUUCUGUUGUCAUACAAACUGAUCAGUUUUGUUACAUUCUGUGCCAUUAACUUGAGGUAGACAAUAUUUAGGAGGAUUUGACUGAUGAUUUCUUUGGUUAUUCGAACUAAUUUUGUCUCUGCGAUCGGUCUGGUUUAUCGAUUAGCUUUGACUUUAUAUUGCUUUUAUAUUCUCUGAUGUGAACACUCUGGUGAACUAUCUAAUCGUUUGUUAUCUU